Messenger RNA from Suillus fuscotomentosus, 1560 nucleotides. RefSeq names its product cytochrome P450. The record is from RefSeq and is a predicted model, not a curated record. NCBI's taxonomy places the organism in Eukaryota, Fungi, Basidiomycota, Agaricomycetes, Boletales, Suillaceae. The transcript is spliced from 14 exons. The coding region runs from base 1 to 1560 and encodes 519 amino acids. Gene Ontology annotation, molecular function: heme binding; oxidoreductase activity, acting on paired donors, with incorporation or reduction of molecular oxygen; iron ion binding.
AUGCAUCCUUGUCCUUAUACUGGCGACACUCUAUCUUCUGCGAGGCCUCAGGGUACAAGUUUGAUCUUUGGCCUCGCCAAGACAGUGGUAGAUUCCAACAUUACCAAUGAACUGUACGAACCCUGGGCCAAGGAGUACGGACCAGUGUACAAGAUCCCGCACGCCUUGGGAAAAUAUAGGCUCAUGCUAUGGGACCAAAAAGCAAUCUCUCACUUCUAUGCCAGAGACACGUGGUUAUAUCACCAUACUCCGUUUAACAAGAUCAUCCUUCCGAUUGCAAUAGGGAGAGGAGUGAUGGGGGCCGAUGGUGAAAGUCACAAAAGGCAACGCAAGAACCUCAACCCUGCUUUUAGCGCAGCUGCUGUUCGCAGCUUGACUUCUGUAUUCCAAGAUGUCGCCCACAAGGCAGUGAUCGCUUGGGAUAUUGAGAUAGAAUCAAACAGAGGAACCGAUUGCGCUGUAAUUGAUGUUCAACAAUGGAUGAAUCACAUCUCGCUCGACAGUGCAGGCAUAGGCAUUCUGUCCCACGACUUCGGCGCACUCGAUGGAAAUGGCUCUGACGUCGAGCACGUCCUGAAUGCGUUUAGCGCAUCCGUCGACCCUUCCCACAGCUUGUUUAUCCUCGGACAAACCUUUCCUCCCAUCAUGAAGCUACCAUGGCCUCGCACAAAGUUCUCCCAGAAGUUGCACCUGACCGUCGGCCAAAUAUGCCAGGAGAUGCUAUCGCGGAGGCGCAAGGAAAAAGAGACUGGCGGCAUUGACGAGAGAGAUAAAUCAUGUCUGGGUUUGCUCCUGAAAGCGGAAGAAUCUGGCGAGACCGUAGGAUUGACUCAGCAAGAGGUACUAGACGAGGCGCGGAUUCUACUUCUUGGCAGCUUUGAGACCACGGCAGUCAGCCUUACAUGGGCUUUUAUAGAACUCGGGCGGAAUCCAGACAUCCAAACGAAGCUUCGUGACGAGUGUCUAGGGUUCGGGUCAACCCCCUCGUACGACGACCUCGCGAAUAAGCUUCCCUACUUGAACGCUGUGGUGAAUGAAGUUCUUCGCCUCCACUCGCCCGUCGUAGAAGUCCCUCGAGCGGUUACGGAAGACGACGUCAUUCCACUCAGCGAGCCCCUGUACACAGCUGACGGUAAAGUUACCGACCAUGUAUGCAUUGCGAAAGGGACAGAGGUCGUGAUCCCGCUCGCCGCGCUCAAUCGCUCGGUUAGCAUGUGGGGGCCUGACGCAAAGGUAUUCAAACCUUCCCGAUGGAUCAAUGAGGACGAAGGCACGCAUGGGGCUGGAGAUAUACCGCAUGGCUAUCGUCAUCUAAUGACCUUCGGCAAUGGCGCGCGGAUGUGCCCGGGGAGGCUUUUUGCUCUGGCACAGUUCAAGACUGUGCUGUUCAUCCUUGUGCGGCACUUCGUGUUUGAGAUGGCAGAUGGGGCUGAGGUGCAGAUCGUGAAGAGUUUAGGGCUUUUACCAAGACCGAGCGUGGUUGGAAGCACUGAGGCUGGAUGUAGUGUACCCCUCCGGGUGCGCCGCUAUGAGAUUGUCGAUCUCGAAAGGUGUUUGUAG